AUGUCGGCGGCACAACCCCAUGAGGCUCCGACGCCUUCGUCCAUUGACGACUAUGGCAGCAAGAGCAGCACGCCCACCAAGCAGGCUACUGGAAACCGGCAAGGCGCCCUCAUGCCCAUGUCGAUGCAGCAGCAAGACGCCGAGCUCGGCUUUGAGCAGAGCGACGAGCUCGACAAUGACCAGAUGAAGCAGCUCGCCGCCUCUGGCAACGCCCACUUUCACCGUCUCGGCUGGAAGCGCCUCGCCGUCGUCACCAUUGUCGAGGCCGUCGCCCUCGGCGCCCUCAGCCUGCCCAAGGCCUACGACACGCUCGGCAUGUUUCCCGGCGUCUUCCUCACAAUCACGCUCGGCCUCAUCGCCAUCUUCACCAGCUGGAUCGUCGGCCAGGUCAAGCUAAAGUACCCCGAAGCCGCCAGCUACGCCGACGCUGGGCGUCUGCUGCUCGGUCGCUUCGGCUACGAGCUCUUUGGCGCGGCCAUGGUCCUCGAGCUUGUCAUGGUUGUCGGCUCCCACGCGCUGACGGGCAGCAUCGCCCUGGGAGAUCUCAACAAUGGCCGCGUCUGCUCCGUUGCCUUUUCGGCCAUUUCCGCCAUCAUCCUGCUGAUACUUGCCAUUCCUCCCUCCUUCACCGAGGUUGCCAUCCUCGGCUACAUUGACUUCGUGUCCAUUAUUGUCGCCAUUGGCAUCACCAUUAUUGCCACGGGUGUCCAGGCUACAAACAGCGACCACGGUCUCAAGGGAGUCGAUUGGCGGACCAUGCCCAAAGAGGGCCUCGGCUUCGCUGAAGGUUUCGUCGCCGUCAGCAACAUCAUCUUUGCCUUUAGCUUCGCCAUUGGCCAAUUCUCCUUCAUGGACGAGAUGCAUACCCCGACCGACUACAUGAAGUCCAUCUGGGCGUCGGGCAUCAUCCAAAUCGCCAUUUAUACGCUGACUGGUGCCUUGUGCUAUGCCUUCAUCGGAAGCAGUGUACUUGCGCCAGCUCUGCUCUCCGCCGGUCCCACCAUCUCCAAGGUGGCAUUUGGCGUUGCCUUGCCCGUCAUUUUCAUCUCUGGUUCCAUCAACUCUACCGUGGCUCUGCGAUAUAUCCACGGCCGCAUCUGGAAAAAGUCCAUUGUGCGAUAUGUCAAUACACCCAGGGGCUGGUUCUGGUGGAUCUCCCUCGUCACCGUCUUUACCAUUAUUGCUUGGAUCAUUGCUGAAGCUAUCCCCAUCUUCUCCGACUUGCUGUCGCUUGCCUCUGCUCUCUUCGUGUCGGGAUUUUCCUUUUGGAUUCCCGCCGUCAUGUGGUUCUAUCUCCUCUGCGAAGGGCCCUGGUACUCGCGCAAGAAUAUCCUCAUCAGUCUUGGGAGCGUUGUCGCCUUCAUCAUUGGCAUCAUCACUCUCGGUGCUGGCACUUAUGCUACAAUUAAAGACAUUAUUGACCAAACUACACACGGCGACACUCAUCGCCCAUUUACUUGCCGCCCGCUCCCCAACGUGGGCAAUCCCGCCGCUGGCCACUAA
Messenger RNA from Beauveria bassiana ARSEF 2860, 1503 nucleotides. Its product is annotated as transmembrane amino acid transporter. The coding region runs from base 1 to 1503 and encodes 500 amino acids. NCBI's taxonomy places the organism in Eukaryota, Fungi, Ascomycota, Sordariomycetes, Hypocreales, Cordycipitaceae. The record is from RefSeq and is a predicted model, not a curated record. Gene Ontology annotation, cellular component: vacuolar membrane. Gene Ontology annotation, biological process: amino acid transmembrane transport. The transcript is spliced from 2 exons. Gene Ontology annotation, molecular function: amino acid transmembrane transporter activity.